GAGAGCGGAUCGGCUCCACUCCACCAGGCAUGACGUCCGCGGCGUCGGCGUCGGCGUCGUUGGUUAUGGCGGUGCUGGUCGUCGUCUCGGCCCGCAAGUGCUGUCGUCCUGGAGAUAUCCUGGAUCACAACCUAACCUGCGUCAUAGGAUCAUCUCACAUCUUCCUGGACGUUCCUUCUGAAGACGCGUUGUCCUGUAACGGCAACAUUUCUCUAGUCAGGCCCUUUCAGGGCAUGAAAAUAAACUGUUUGGAUGUAGUAGAUAAUCUAAAUUUUACCAGUUUAAAAGGUGUGGUUUGCAGUGACGGGGGUGGUAAAGUGGAAGUGCCUCAAGUGAACUUUGUGAGGAAGUGUUGCCCAGAGUCCAGAAGGUAUUCUGACUUCAGAGAAGGCUGUUGGGGGGAUCAUCCGAAUGAGGUUAGGAGUGUGGAGUUACUAAGGACGAUGUUCCUUAACGAUUCGGACACCCCACUGGAGUUGUCUGUGGGAGUUCCGAAAUGUCCUAGAGGAAAGGUUCUAGUCGAUAUCUUCAUACAUCACCGUCAUGUUUGGAGGCAGGACAGCGAGUCGAUCCUUUUGAAGCACCAAGGACCUUCUGACGUUCUACUGGUUCCUGAAGAGUUCUGCGUGGACCUCUGGACCGGAGACGACUAUUCCCUAGUGAUCCGAGCUUGUCAGGACGCUACUGUCACGUGUGAUCGUGGAACUACACCUUGCAUCAAUAAGUGUUGCAGAGACGGCAAAGCUUACAAAACGUUCCACUGUGACAACACCAAGGAUACUUUCGAUGUGCAGUUCUACUCCGUUCGUCCUGACAAGGCACCUUCUCCGUCUUCAGUUUCAUCCGUCGGGAUUGGUUACGAAGACGCUUUCUUCAAGUGUCGGAACGGGAAAUUUCCCCUGGACCCGGAGAGAUCUUCGGACGAUUUCUUCUUAGUGACUGAUUCGGGGGACCUGUUGAUCCCUGAGAAUCCUCUGCACCACAACCUCAUAGACUGGAGGGACUUCUGUCUAGAGCGGUUGGGAGGAAGAGUCGUCCCUUUUCUCUGCUUUCCUCCAGUUCGGACCAAGGAGACGUUCCACUUUAAGGUGAUCGCUCUAGGACUCCUAGUCUCUGGAGUGUUCUUACUCAUCACCUUCCUGGUGUACGCCUGUCUGCCCUCCCUUCACAACCUCCACGGUCGAACCCUCAUGUGUCACGUGGCCUCCCUCCUGGCUGCAUACGCCUUCCUAGUCUGUAGUCAGUUGAUGUCUAGUGUUCUGCCCAAGCCGCUGUGCACCGCUACAAGUUACGGAAUACAGUUCUUCUUCUUGGCUGCAUUUUCUUGGUUGAAUGUGAUAUGCUUCGACAUAUGGUGGACUUUCGGAGCCAUCAAGUCACACACGGCCAAGGCAGAAGAGUCCUGUCGAAAGUUCUUGUGGUACUCACUGUACGCGUGGUUGGUACCUCUAGCAAUCACUUCUGUUACAUUCCUGGUAGACAAUUACAAGCUGGUUCCUCAGGGAAUCCUUCCAAACAUGGGUCUACGCUAUUGCUGGUUUCACAGAGACACACAUGGAAAGACAGUAUUCUUUAACCUGCCAGUGAUGAUCCAGAUCACUACAAAUGUUGUCUUCUUCGCCCUCACCAUCAGGAACUGUUCCAAGAUUAAAUCUGAACUCCAACAGAUGCAGAACAACUCCAACGCCAAACUGAAGUACCAUGCGGAUAUAAACAAGCUGGCAAUGAACACCAAGCUGUUUGUGGUGAUGGGACUGACAUGGGGAUGUGAAGUGAUCACUUGGUACUUCCAGAGUGGAGAUAACAACUACUUCUGGUACCUGCUGGACGCCGCAAAUAUCUUCCAGGGGUUCUUCAUCUUCCUCAUCUUUGUGAUUAAGAAAAAAGUGAUCAGGGCCAUGAAGCUGAGGAUCCAUGAGGUGGUUCCAGCAUGUUUCUCUGAGUUUCCAAAACAUCGCCCAAGCACAACGUCUACUGUGUUCACCACUGUAGCUUCAUCAGACGCUCGCCACGGCAGUCAGAUCCAUAAGUGAUACAUUCCUUCAGCAGUUUUCUAUUUGUAUUUGUAGUUGUACUUACUUCAGGCAUAGAACAGAACACUGAACAAUUAUAAAAUGGUUACUAUAUUAAGAAAUACUAGAUUUAAAUACCUUCCUAAGUUUUGGUUGUCAAGAAACAUUUAUUGGUAGGAUUCUCUGAUUUGGAAAAGUGAGUUUGUAGAGAAAAGGAUUAUUAAACUGUGAGAUGUCGUAGGUUCGAAUCCCGAUGCUGCCACUAACUUUUAUCAACACUGUUUGCACUUGAUUGAGCUACACACUUGAUGUUCCCUGCUAAAUGUGCCAUUAGCUGAUAAUAUUACAGUUUUAGUUAUGUAACUUUAUUAGUUCAUUAAUUUGGACCCCCUGAUAACCAAAGAGUACCUAAUAAGGCAUCAUAAGUUGACUUUCCUUAACUUAAAGGUUAAUUAUAUUAUUAUUUGUAGUAAUCCAACAUUCUAUUGGUUCUGUUACUGGCAGAGGGUCGAGAGAGAAUGUAAAUGUGAAAUAUAAAUCUGUUCUGCACUCCUUGCUUUGGAUGCUCCAUAAACAGCUUCAACGCUUGAAAAAAUGAAUGAUUUGAAAAAAAAAUUGCUAUGACCAAAUUACUAUUUAAAAGCUUUUGGUGCACCUGUAUAUCUCAAUCAAUUAUGAAAGGGGGUCUAAGGUAAUUUUAAAUCCACAUUAUGAUUCCUACAAUGUAGUAAUUGCUAAUUUAUACGUUUUUUUUUCUUUUUGUUGGUGAGUGAUAUAUUUUUUCACAAAUGAGUAAUCUAAAAACUUUGUUUGGCUAGUGGGUAUUCUAGGCUGCAGUGGCAGCCAGGAAAAAGUUGCAUCUUUAAUUAUAUAAAAAAAGGUAUUUUGCAUAUUACACAAUUAUAAUUAAUCUCAAAAUUUGUAAAUUUUGUGUAAACAAACCAAAAUGCUUUGUGUGAUAAUGAUUUUGGCUGUUGAUGUAUUAUAUUUAUUUUUAGGGUAUCUAAGAUAAUUUAUUUACCUAAGUACAAAACUCAGAAUCCAGAUUGCUCUUUGCAAUUAUCUAUAUAUUGUUGAUUGUUGAGUACCUAUACAUUUAAUGAAUUGAUAACCGCUAAAUGAUAAUAUAUCCUAGAAUAAUAUUUCAUUUAUUUUUAUAUGUUGUAAAAUAUGUUGUGAUAAAUAAAGACAUUUUCGUAAAA
Molecule: messenger RNA, 3214 nt
Organism: Macrosteles quadrilineatus (aster leafhopper)
Lineage: Eukaryota; Metazoa; Arthropoda; Insecta; Hemiptera; Cicadellidae
Product: G-protein coupled receptor Mth2-like
Exons: 6
Coding region: 30-2033 (667 amino acids)
Biological process (GO): G protein-coupled receptor signaling pathway; cell surface receptor signaling pathway
Cellular component (GO): membrane
Molecular function (GO): G protein-coupled receptor activity
Source: RefSeq, a predicted model, not a curated record